Messenger RNA from Brachypodium distachyon (stiff brome), 1666 nucleotides. Its product is annotated as ricin B-like lectin R40G2. The transcript is spliced from 6 exons. The coding region runs from base 276 to 1313 and encodes 345 amino acids. NCBI's taxonomy places the organism in Eukaryota, Viridiplantae, Streptophyta, Magnoliopsida, Poales, Poaceae. The record is from RefSeq and is a predicted model, not a curated record.
CGGCUAGAAUGCUAAUCCACGCCAAGUGUCGAAUACAGACUUGGUAGCAGUCCUAAGUAUGAGCGGCAGCUAGCAAUUACUGCCCGCCAUUAAUCCACAGCUCACUGCCGAGAUACGCUCCAAAGAUUAGCAGCUAGCAGGACGCUCCUUCGUCGCAAUCUCUUCGUCCCUCCCCUUGCUGCUGUGCUAUAAAAGGGCACCCCGGGGCAGCGCCUUCUUCCUCACAUCACACCACAGUUCCUCUUCUGAGCGCACAGCCAAAGAGGAAGAAGAAGAUGUUUGGGUUCGGGCACCACCACAGCCAGGCGGCGCCGCCGUCGUCCGGGCCGAACCAGAUCUUCAAGGUCUUCUGCCGCGCCAGCGACGACUACGUCCUCGCUGUCCGCGACGGCGCCGUCGUGCUCACCCCCAUCAACCCCAAGGAUGAAACCCAGCACUGGCUCAAGGACAUGAGGUUCAGCACGAGCAUCAAGGACGAGGAAGGCAUGCCGGCGUUCGCGCUCGUCAACAAGGCCACCGGGCUCGCCGUCAAGCACUCCAUCGGCCAGUCCCACCCCGUGAAGCUGGCGCCGUUCAACCCGGCGUACGAGGACGCGUCGGUGCUGUGGACGGAGAGCAAGGACGUGGGCAAGGGCUUCCGCUGCAUCCGCAUGGUCAACAACACCCGCCUCGGCUUCGACGCCUUCCACGGCGACAAGGACCACGGCGGCGUCCACGACGGCACCGGCGUCGUCCUCUGGGAGUGGUGCAAGGGGGACAACCAGUGCUGGAAGAUCCUGCCGUGGGCCGAGGCCCACGCCGCCGUCGACUCUGGAGCUAUCGCUGGUAACUGGGCCGGAUCCGGCGGCCCGCCGGUCCACUCCGUGCGCGUCUUCUGCAAGGCCGGCGAGGACUUCAGCCUCGCCGCCCGUAAUGGCACCGUCGUCCUUGCUCCCACCAACCCCAGAGAUGACUACCAGCACUGGUUCAAGGACAUGAGGCACAGCAACAGGAUCAGGGACGAGGAAGGGUACCCAGCAUUUGCCCUCAUCAACAAGGUCACCGGCGAGGCCAUCAAGCACUCCACCGGCCAGGGCCACCCUGUGAAGCUUGUGCCGUACAACCCGGAGUACCAGGACGAGUCGGUGCUGUGGACGGAGAGCCGCGACGUUGGCAAGGGAUUCAGGUGCGUGCGCAUGGUGAACAACAUCUACCUCAACUUCGACGCCUUCCAUGGCGACAAGGCCCACGGCGGCGUCCAUGACGGCACCGAGGUCGUGCUCUGGAAGUGGUGCGAGGGCGACAACCAGCGCUGGAAGAUCCUCCCCUGGUAGAUGCUGUGCCGGGGAGCUUGCUGCAUUGCCAUCGCCAUGGAUUAGUGAUCCGAGUCGUCUUCGUCUUCGUCGUAGUCUGCUGCUGCUGCUAGCUAGAAAUAAAGUUCGUGUCCAAAUAAAACCGUGUGCAAUGAUGUAAUGGCAAUGGCGUGUCUGUGUCCGUGUCGCUCUGUGAGCUGAGCGUAAUUUCCAUGCGAGGAGAGGAGGGGCCCCUGGUUUCUGAAGAUGAACUCUGAUUGCCUUGAUUGUAAUCAGUCUGUGUUUCCUAGUACUAGGGCCUGCACUGCUCUGUGACCUGCAUUGUCUCCUUGUAAGCCCCGAUCGAAUUCAAUCCAAACCAAUGGUUCACCUAC